AUGGUAACCAAACCUGGAAAGGUUAGGAUUUGUCUGGAUUGUCGCAAGGUAAACAGUUUCACAGAAAAGGAUGCUUAUCCACUUCCCCAAAUUAGUGGCAUUUUGAGUCGUUUACCAAAAGCAGAGUACAUAUCGAGUCUUGAUCUCAAGGACGCUUACUGGCAGGUGCCUUUAGACGUAGCAUCUCGUGACAAAACAGCGUUCACAGUUCCUGGUAGACCCCUUUACCAAUUUAAAGUCAUGCCGUUCGGGCUGUGUAAUGCCACGAGCACAAUGUCGCGCUUAAUGGACAAGGUCGUCCCAGCACAUCUCAGAAAUGAGGUGUUCAUUUAUCUAGACGAUUUGUUGGUAAUUUCUGCUAGUUUUGAAAGGCAUCUCGAAGUGUUAAGGGAGGUAGCUCUUCACAUAAGGCAUGCAGGUUUGACGAUCAACAUUGGCAAAAGUCACUUCUGCAUGCUGCGUGUGCGCUAUUUAGGUCAUAUAAUAGGAGACGGUGGAAUACGCACCGACCCUGAAAAGGUGGCUGCUAUCACGAAUUUUCCGCUACCCCGAAGUUUGCGCAGCUUGAGAAGUUUUAUGGGUUUGUGUGGAUGGUAUCGCAAGUUUGUUCCAAACUUUGCUGCACAAUCCGCUCCUCUGACUGAUCUGAUGACCACGAAACGGAAGUUUAGCUUGACGGAUGAGGCAAUAAAAGCUUUUGAACAGUUAAAGCGUUGUCUUACUCGAUGGGCUUUAGCGUUGCAAAGGUAUAAUUUCGACAUUGAGCAUCGGAAGGGUUCCCUUAACAUAGUUCCCGACUCAUUGUCUCGCGUCAACGAGGAUACAGUAGCCGCUUUAGACCUGCGAGAAGGGUUGCUCGUUGAUCUUAACUCUGAACAUUUCAAGUCCUCGGAUUACGUUGAUCUUGUAGAGAAAGUAGAAGCAAAUCAAGCCAAUUUUCCUGAUCUCAAGACCGACAGCGGUUAUGUGUAUCGAAAAGCCGAGCACUUGACAGGAGAGCAAGUUCACGAUGAGUAUGCGUGGAAGCUCUGGAUACCCAGAGAAUUAGUACCCGAAAUCCUUUCGCGAGCGCAUGAUAGUCCUUUGUCGUCCCACGGUGGCAUACACAAAACGAUCGAGAGAGCAGUUCGAAAGAUUGAUUCUGGAGUCGUGAUAAAAUACCUUGAAGGAGAAUUGUUCAUGGCGUAUGGAGCCCCGGAAACAGUGGUAUCCGACAAUGGCUCGCAAUUUCGCUCUCAUGCUUUUCAGAAGCUCAUGCAGCAGUACGGCGUUACUCACACACUGACUGCUGUGCAUUCGCCCCAGGCUAACGCGUCUGAGCGCGUUAAUCGGUCUGUAAUCUCCGCAAUCAGGGCUUACUUGCGCCCUGACCAAAAGGACUGGGACGAGUAUCUAAGCAGGAUAUGUUGCGCUCUAAGAUCCUCGGUGCAUGCUAGUAUAGGGACUUCUCCAUACUACAUGGUUUUUGGACAACAUAUGAUUACUUCCGGUUCCGCUUACUCGCUGUUAAGGAAAUUAAACUUGUUGGAUGAUCGAUCCUUGAAGUUCAAUCGGGAAGAUUCGUUUGACAUUGUUCGUGAUAAAGCUAGUAAGCGAAUGCAGGAAAAGCACGAUGAAAACGAAAAGCGUUAUAAUCUUCGUUCUCGAAUCGUGUCCUUUGCCGAAGGGCAAGAAGUAUUCCGUCGUAACUUUAAACAGAGUUGUUUUCAGACUGGCUACAAUGCCAAAUUCGGUCCUUCUUUUGUAAAAGCUAGAGUUCGGAAAAAGCUAGGAAGCGCUUAUUACGAACUAGAAGAUUUACAAGGACGGUUGUUAGGCACAUAUCAUGCGAAAGAUAUCCGACAGUAA
This is a messenger RNA of Drosophila takahashii, 1848 nucleotides long. The record is from RefSeq and is a predicted model, not a curated record. NCBI's taxonomy places the organism in Eukaryota, Metazoa, Arthropoda, Insecta, Diptera, Drosophilidae.